AUGUUUAAUGUAUUCUCAGCAGCCUUUUUAGACAAUAACUCGAACAAUUUUAAUAGUAUUAAUAAGCCCAUUAAUAAUAAUAUAAAUAAAAGUACCAAUUUAGCUAGAUCUAUUUCAACAAAUGUAAAUAAUGAAAAUGACAGAAGCAAAAAUUUGCCAUUAAAAGACAGAUUAGCCACAGUGAGGAAUGCCCAAAACAUUCUGAAUAAGAAAAAUUUAAAUAAGACAGAUGAAACAAACAACAGCGGAAAUAAUAAUGAUGGCCUGAAUACCAAUAAUAGUGGUAACAAUAAUGAAGAGAAAAAUGUUGCAAGCAAUAGUAAUGCCAACUUAAACGAAAAUGAAGAAAAUGAUGUAAAUAAAGCAGGAUGCUCCACUAUUGAGAAUAAUUUGGGAAAAUUUAAAAAUUAUUCUAGUGUCGUGAAUGAAAAAAAAAAUGAAGAACUAGAGAAAAAAUUAAAAAAGAGAAAACGUAGAAGAAAACAUGUAAUAUUAAUGGAAAGGAUGAAACAAAAAGAAAAGGAAAAAAGAAGACAAAGGGAAAUGGAAUAUCAUCAAAAUAACGAUGAAGAUGAUGAAGGACAUGGGGAGGAAGGCGAAAAUGAAGAACGCAAUAAUUACAAAGUGGUAGGAAGACGUGGUAGGCCAUCUAAGCAUUCAAAAAACAAAAUGAAAGAAAAAUUACAUCAAGAGGAAGAAGAUGAAAAGGAAGGGUAUAAUGACGAUGCGGACGAAGAUGACGAUGAAGAAGGGAAAUAUAAUAAUAAAAGCAAGGAUGCGGAAACGAAUUUUUCCAAUAAAUUUUACAAUUCAGGAACUAAUGAAAGGGGCACAACGAAUAUGCACACCCUAUCUUUCAGAAAAAAUAUGAAUAAUAAUUCGAAUACAAACAGAAUUGAUAAUAACGAUGCAGGAUUAAAACCAAAAAGAAAAAGACGGAAAAAGAAAGAAAUGGAGGAAUAUCGAGCACGUUUAUUAAAAGAAAAAAUGCAACAACAAAAUUCUUUGAGCAGCGUUUUAACUAAAACGAACAGUUUUAAUAAUAAUGGAAAAUUUAAUAACAACAAUAAUGAAAGUAACACACAAGGAGAAGUUAAAGUAAAAAGAAAGAGGGGAAGACCGAAAGCAAGUGAAGUUGCAGCCAUGAAGAGUUCUAAUGAUAAAUUAAAACAAAAUGACAUAAGAAAAUAUUGUAGCAAGAAUAGCGACAAUCAAAGUAUGAAAAGGGGAGGUAUGCAAGGACAAAAUAAAGGAGAAGGAGGAGGAAAUAAUGAAGAAGAGAAUAAAAACGUUUUUAAAAUAAUUAAAACGACUAUGCAGGAAAAUACUGCAUUCGUAAAAAAAUCUCCAACUGAAAUAAUAGAAUUAGAAAAAAUUUAUAAAAAUAAUAUAAAAAAAGGCGUUACUUGCAUACCUUUAAAUUAUCAGAGUAAGGGAGGAGGAAUGGCAAUUAUAUUAAUAGGUGCAGGAAUAACGUAUGGUCCUGUAAAGAACUCCUACGGUUUUAUGACAUUUCUUGUUCUAGAUUGUCAUUCAAAUAAUUUAUUUAUUGAUACAGGAAUAAAAAAUAAUGUUAUUGAAUGUGAAAAGCAUAUGCAAUUGUUAAUUAGCCCAGGUGAUAUGUACAUGUUUAAAAAUCAAAGUCAGGAGGUUGAGGCGCGGUUAUUACUAAUAGUGUGUAACAAAAUGAAUCAGCCAUUUGAUGCGAAAAUGCAUAUAAAGGACCCAGAAAUUAAUACCCAUAAAUAG
Messenger RNA from Plasmodium gonderi, 1749 nucleotides. RefSeq lists its product as hypothetical. Lineage: Eukaryota; Apicomplexa; Aconoidasida; Haemosporida; Plasmodiidae. The coding region runs from base 1 to 1749 and encodes 582 amino acids. The record is from RefSeq and is a predicted model, not a curated record. The transcript has a single exon.